This is a messenger RNA of Drosophila subobscura, 1427 nucleotides long. RefSeq lists its product as uncharacterized. The record is from RefSeq and is a predicted model, not a curated record. The transcript has 5 exons. NCBI's taxonomy places the organism in Eukaryota, Metazoa, Arthropoda, Insecta, Diptera, Drosophilidae. Bases 105 to 1337 code for a protein of 410 amino acids.
UCAAUAUAGGAGGGAGCGUAAUGUAGCAGUCUGUAAGUCAACCAGUCUGUUUUCAAGAGUCAUCCGAAUCGCACACGCUAUCGCAUGUACAGCUGAAACGCAAGAUGAAUAAGCAAACAGCACCGGAAUGGGUGAAUAAACAGCUUUUCGUUGGUUUGCUGGAACAGACUCACGAUGAUUUCAAGGCAAUAACUAAUUUCGCCACCAAAGCGGCCAUCAGUGAGGGGGAAAACUAUCUAACGAUUGUGCUGCGCAUUCAAAUUGGAAUGCAACUGAAAGAUGAUAGCGAAAAGGAGGUCAGCUAUAUACUCAAGAUUCCACUGGUCAACGAGAGUGGGGAUGAUCAUGAGUUUCACGAUUUGUUCAUUGCGGAGUUUCAGAUGUAUGAUCGAGUAAUACCCGAACUGGAGGCACUCUAUGCUAAGAAUACUUCAAUCGCACCCAGCUUUAAGCCAUUGCACUUGAAGUUUCCCGCAAUGACAACAAAGUGUGACUACAUCCUCUUGGAAGAUCUACGCACUAGAGGCUACAGGAAUGCAGAGAGAACUGUUGGUCUGGACCAGCUGGAAGUUGAGGCAGUGCUCAAGAAGUUGGCUCAGUGGCAUGCAGCCUCUGCCAAGAGAGUCACUGAUUUGGGUGAAUACGAGCAGGGUCUCAGGGAGAGCUACUUCACGCCCGAGCACCUGAAGUUGAUUGAAGGAUUCAACAUGAGUUUCACUGUUCCUUUUCUGGAAUGCAUGCAGAAGUAUGACCUGGAUCCGGGACAACUUCUACUGAUAAGCGACUACACUUCCCGCCUGACAGAUCUAUAUAUGGAGUUUGGAGCAAACGAUCCUCAAGAGCUGAAUGUGCUUAAUCAUGGGGAUUUCUGGUGCAACAAUUUCAUGUUCAAGUACACAGAUUCCGGGCAGGUUGAGGAUGUCUGCUUCGUGGACUUUCAGCUGCCCAAAUACGGCACACCCGCCCAAGAUCUGUUCUGUCUGCUCAUGACUUCGCCAAAGUUCGACAUUAAACUAGGGAAGUUUGAUUAUUUUAUAGAGUAUUAUCACCGACAGCUGGUGGAACACCUUGCGCUGCUCAAGUACAAUCAAAAUGCACCCACACUGUCGCAGCUUCGAGCAAAUCUGCGCAAGAACAGCCUCUGGGCGUUCAUAUGUGCCCAGCGGAUGCUGCCCAUAGUUCUGAUGCCCCCCGACGAGGGUUCCAAUAUUGGCAAUGUCAUGGGCGACUCGGAGGAGGCGUCCGCAUUCAAGCGUAAGAUGUUUCAGUCGCCAGCCUACGUGCAGCAAAUCAAAACGAUUUUGCCCUGGCUCAUUGAACGCUCGUUUAUAAGAUGAGCAGGCAAAUGGUUGAUUGCAAUGACAAACAGGUUCCAAAGCAGUCUCAAAGUAUUCAAAGUUGUAUAAUAAAAAUUCACUUUAUCAAUA